Messenger RNA from Knipowitschia caucasica, 384 nucleotides. Lineage: Eukaryota; Metazoa; Chordata; Actinopteri; Gobiiformes; Gobiidae. The record is from the annotation of a GenBank genome assembly.
AUGACUUUUACCACAGAAACCGUCGCCAGGGCAGCCAUUACAGUGGAGCAUUUCACGCCCGAGUGUAAGUUCAAGGAGUCGGUUUUUGAGAACUACUACGUGACCUACUCAUCGAUGAUGUACCGGCAGCAGGCCUCUGGACGGGCCUGGUACCUGGGCCUCAACAAAGAGGGACAGAUCAUGAAGGGGAACCACGUGAAGAAGAACAAGGCUGCAGCACAUUUCAUCCCCAAACCACUCAAAGUUGCCAUGUACAGAGAGCCAUCGCUCCACGACCUCACGGAGCUGUCUCGAUCCGGUUCCGGGACGCCCACCAAGAGCCGCAGCGCCUCCGCCCUUCUCAACGGAGGAGGGAAGUCUCCGAGCAACAAUGACUUGUCCUAG